Orussus abietinus is the source of this 2085-nucleotide messenger RNA. Its product is annotated as prolactin regulatory element-binding protein. The record is from RefSeq and is a predicted model, not a curated record. Gene Ontology annotation, cellular component: endoplasmic reticulum membrane. The transcript is spliced from 5 exons. NCBI's taxonomy places the organism in Eukaryota, Metazoa, Arthropoda, Insecta, Hymenoptera, Orussidae. Gene Ontology annotation, molecular function: protein binding; GTPase activator activity; guanyl-nucleotide exchange factor activity. Gene Ontology annotation, biological process: protein secretion. Bases 191 to 1489 code for a protein of 432 amino acids.
CUGCGAACGGUGGCCUCAAGAUGAAAGGAGCUGCCGUGUAUGUCACUUCUGCGAUUGCCUAUUUUCUCUCUCUCUGUCCCGCAGUCCUGCGACCGGCUCAGUCGAAUAUAUUCUUUCUAUGGAGGGAACUCGGUAAAUUUCCCCAAGUGAAGGGCACAGUGAUUUCCACGUUCCCCAGGUCCCGUUGACGAUGCCCUCGAGGAGGAGUAAGGGUGGCCUGCUGGCCAGGGUCAAUUUUCCCCUUUACACCAUCCAGAUGUUGACCAGCAGGCACGUCGUCGUCGGAGGUGGCGGGGGAUCCUCCAAAACGGGAGUCGCCAAUGGAUUUGAGAUAUUCGAAUUGUCACACGACGGAAGUCAGUUUGUUGCCGAAGAAGUUACGAGGCAUGAAACUGGACCCAGUGUGGUUAUGAAUUGUGCGUCACACAGCGACGGCAAAAGGACUUGGAUUGCCGCGGGACAGGAGAAUCACUGUCAACUGUACAGCGUUAAUACUAAGGUUGUUUCUGUGGAAAACGGGGAAUUACUAAGAGGGACGACUUCAAAUAGAGAUGGGGUUAGACAAAGGAGGAAGGAAGAAAGUUCAGAGACUAAAGAGAAUAUCGUGAACCGUGAGAGGACGGAAGACGUGAAGGAUAAUAAUUCCAAUGUCAAAUGCAAAAGAUUGCAGUUAAUUGUCAAGCCAGCUGACAGCAUACAAACUGACUUUGGAGAAGGAGAGUCUUUACAAAGGAUUGUUCGAGUGAGUUCGAACGGUUCGUUUAUGGCAACCGGAGGUACGGACGGUCAUAUAAGAUUGUGGAAAUUUCCACAACUCACGAAAGUUCACGAUAUUCAGGCACAUUCAAAAGAGAUCGACGAUAUGGAUUUCAGUCCACAAAAGAAUCUUCUUGUGAGUAUUGCCAAAGAUGGUAAAGCCUUUUUAUGGGGCAUAGCUUCAGGCAAGAAAGACAAAGAGCUCACGUGGAGCCCUCCGAAUGGUGCAAAAUAUAUGUACAAAAGGUGUCGCUUCCAACACUCCGAGGAUAAGUCGAAGACACAACUAUUUAUAUUAUCAAAUGCUACGGUUGCGAAGAAUCCCAGUUUCCUGCAGUUAUGGAGCACAGACACGGGAAGCAUUGUCAAAUCUGCGCCGUUCAAAGAAACUUUGUCUGCCUUAGCAGUUUCGGACAAUGGCAAGUUUGUGGCCGUUGGAACCAUGUUCUCAGGAAGUGUCGACAUCUUUGUGGCAUUCAGCUUGCAGAAAGCAUUCCAUGUAUCUGGUGCGCACAGUAUGUUUGUAACGGGUUUGGAGUUCCUUCCUACAAAACUGGAUGGACCAGCCAUCACCAGUAAUUCGGAAGCUGCCGUUGUCAGCAUCUCUGUUGACAACCGAAUCUGUAUACACAGUAUACCUUUUAGACACACAUUACCUUUCUGGCUGGUGGUUAUCCUGAUUGUUCUGAGUAUCUGCAUCGCCUUCAUCCUCUGCAGUUACCUCGGUAUAUGACCCCAGCAACCUGGUGUCGACUUAAAGACUCUGGCGUCUCUUAGCAUUUACCUCGCUUAGCGUCUCAUUAAAGAUGCAGUGAAGAUGAUUCCAGUCCUAUGGAGUCGAAAUAAGAUUGAAGAUUUAUCUUCCCCUUCUUUAUUCUUACUCUUAGAAGAUUCAUCUUCGAAGGACUUGAUAGAAAGCUCGACGCAUUCACGCGAUCGGCGCUUAUCUUAACAAAGGGAACGACAUUGAUGAGCUCGCGAUUCGCAUUUAUGUGGAGUCGAUCUCUCCAUCGACUUUUUAAAUUCCUGACAUUUGUAGCGCGACGCAGUAACAGUCGAAAGCCACUUGGAACGUGUUCCAGGAAGGCACAGCGAAAUGCAAAAUCAGGGCUAACAAUUACCAUUAGAGUGACACAAUUUCAAGGAAUAUUUAAUGGAGGCACAGGUGUACCUAUCGCGAAGUCGCUGACCGUGUACAUUUUAGAUAGAUUAUCUCAACACAAGGUUGUUCCAACCGUUAUCAGAACUCGACGAUGAAUGGACCUAAAACCGAACUUUUGUUUUUUUGUAUCGAACUCGAAUUGUUAAAUAUAAUUAGUUAGCCAAGUA